This is a messenger RNA of Cantharellus anzutake, 993 nucleotides long. Its product is annotated as small GTPase superfamily. Bases 153 to 809 code for a protein of 218 amino acids. NCBI's taxonomy places the organism in Eukaryota, Fungi, Basidiomycota, Agaricomycetes, Cantharellales, Hydnaceae. The transcript is spliced from 3 exons. Gene Ontology annotation, molecular function: GTPase activity; GTP binding. The record is from RefSeq and is a predicted model, not a curated record.
UACGGAGAAUGCCGUGAGUGACAGGAGUCCACGUUGCCACUUGACAUACCCCGCAUCCUUGCGCAGCUACUAUCCUCAAAAACAUAUCGACUACUGCCCAGAUCUGAGGAGAUCUUUACAGCCUAUCUUUAGGCACUAGGAUCCGGUCAGACAUGGCCGACACGACUAAUGAAGCAUCCGGUUCAACCGAUAAGCCUAUCCAAGUCAAACUCGUCCUGCUAGGCGAAGCGGCAGUCGGGAAAUCGUCCAUUGUAAUGCGCUUUGUCAACAAUGAAUUCCAGAGUAACAAAGAACCUACCAUUGGAGCUGCAUUCUUGACCCAAAAAUGCCGGUUUGAGGAUCGCGUCCUACGAUAUGAAAUAUGGGAUACCGCUGGGCAGGAACGAUUUCAUUCGUUAGCUCCCAUGUACUAUCGAAACGCACAAGCUGCUAUAGUGGUCUAUGACAUAACGAAAGCAGCAAGUCUGGACAAAGCGAAAUCUUGGGUGAAGGAGCUUCAACGGCAAGCGAAUCCCAACAUCGUCAUUUCCCUUUGUGGCAAUAAAUUAGAUUUGGUUACACCGGCUUCACCCAAUGGUGACGAGUCGGAACCUUCAUCACCUUCAACGCCGCAUGAAACCGAAGUGGAGCCCGAUGAUGCGACUGCUACGCCAGGGGAGAAUCCCGGUUCUCCAGGAAUCGAGAGUCUAAGACAAGUGCCGAAAGAAGAAGCUCAGGCAUAUGCUUCAGAAGCUGGCCUCCUCUUCUUUGAGACUAGUGCAAAGUCAGGCGAGGGGAUCCUGGAAGUUUUUACUGAAAUUGGUACGUAGCCCUGUAGUGACAGCCGCUCCUUCCGACAAGCCCGUUGGUGGGAGCAGAGAACUGAUUGCCUGUCUAGCUAAGAAGAUCCCGAUUGAACACAUUUUGUCAUCGUCACGAUCAAACGAGGGCCGUGGGAAUGCUUCGGGUGGCCGACCUGCUGAACGUGUCGCAUUGGAUGCAGGAGGGACGAAG